This is a messenger RNA of Contarinia nasturtii (swede midge), 2015 nucleotides long. Its product is annotated as lipase member H-like. The coding region runs from base 310 to 1335 and encodes 341 amino acids. Gene Ontology annotation, molecular function: lipase activity. The record is from RefSeq and is a predicted model, not a curated record. NCBI's taxonomy places the organism in Eukaryota, Metazoa, Arthropoda, Insecta, Diptera, Cecidomyiidae. The transcript has 12 exons. Gene Ontology annotation, biological process: lipid metabolic process.
AUCGUUGCAAAGUUGUCGAUCGAAUUUGAAUCAUAUCGAUAAAAAAAAAUUGUAACAAACGAGAAAAAAAGACACGCAAAACGUUCACAUAUAUAUAAAUCGUUAUUUUGAUAUACGUGAAAUGAUACAAUUAUUGAACAUAUAUUAUUGUGUCACACAAGCAAGCAUCGAAACGAUAAACAAUAAAACCGCAAACUAGAAAUCAUACAGAAAAAAAAAUCAGACAAUUUUGAACGAGAAACGAUUGCAAUAAAAUUGCUUGCGGAUGCGGAACUAGUUUAUGCAGAAUUCAGAACAUAUCGCAAUACAAUGACAUUAUCGGGACCGGGAUUAGCGCUUUGUUCACUAUUCACGCUAUAUUUCGGCGGUUCACCAGUUAUAUACUCACCAGCACCACGGGGUAAUUGCCAGAAUUGCUGCCCGAUUCGGGAGCCAAGGGAUAUUAAAUUUUUUUUAUACACAAGAUCGAAUCCAAUCAACGCCGAUGUACUUUAUUUAUCCGACAAAAAGCGUUUUGAAACAUCGAACUUUAAUAAAUCAAAUGUACUAAUUAUUUAUUUGCACGGUUUUUCGGAAAGUGUACCCGGCGGAGCUGGACAAAGUAGUCAAGAAAUGCGGGACGCAUUCUUAAAAGUAAAUGACUACAACGUUUUGUUAGUGGACUGGAGCCCAAUCACCGCUUUACCAUGGUAUUGGAAUUCUGUACAAAAUGUGCCGCGUGUUGGAAGGUAUUUGGCUCGUUUUAUUAAAUUUCUCAAUGAAAAUGGAGUGAACAUGCAACGAAUCCAUGUGAUUGGAUUUAGUUUGGGAGCUGAAGUGGCCGGAUUUGCUGGAAAAAUGCUAAAGGAAUGGAAUCUUAGUUUGUCAAGGAUAACAGGUCUGGAUCCUGCAUUUCCACUUCAUAUGUUCAUUAAUAAAUCGACGAGAUUGGGCGUGGAUUCUGCUGAUUUUGUUGAUGUCAUUCACACAGAUGGUGGAAUUCUUGGAUACCCCUGGCCACUUGGCCAUGCAGAUUUCUUUCCGAAUCGAGGUGUGCUUCAGCCCGGUUGCUUAGCACAAGAGAUAUCAAAAAAUCGAUGGUAUACCAUUGUGGUUGGCUGCAGUCAUCAGAGAGCUUGGGAGUACUUUAUUGAAUCACUCAGCCGGGCAAAUGCUUUUUUGGCAACCUACUGCGAACCAGCUACUGAACCAAAAUCGUUGUUGCCAAUAAACAAUCAAACCGAAAUAAACUGUGAUAAAAAAAUUUCAGCUUACAUGGGCUUCAAUGCAGAUACAAGGUUACGAGGUAAAUUCUAUUUGUCAACGAAUAGUGAACCACCAUUUGGUAAAAAUUGAAGCAGCGAUGAAAGAUUGAAUAACUUAUAACAUCAUCAAUCAAAUUGUUAUGCCAAUUACAUGGAUGACAUGACAAUUUCAAUUGGGCCUUUAAGAGUGGAUAUAGUGUUCGACUUGAAAAUUUCGCACUUGUUUUCGGGACGGGUUUUUCUGGUUGUUGUUGAUGUCACAUCACAAAGCAAAAUCAAAUUAACGGUCGAGCCCAAAGUUAUGCUAAAUUAUUACUUUAUUCCAAGUUGGAACAAUCGUCAGUCAUAUACUUUCUACACCGUAAUCAUUUCAACGGAUUUAUUAUAGUGAAAUGAUUAAUUUUCUCACAGUGACGAAAUGAUUGAAAGCACUUCCAUAAAAUAUAGUGUGUCUAAUUAUUAACAUUUCUAUGAUUCUGCCAUUUAUUUUUCAUGAAGCAAUUAGUUGAUUCGUAAUGGAUUUAUCGCCGUGUUAUCCAGGUUCACAAGAAAGAAAGAAAAAUUCUACGAAUUUGAAGUAGAAGAAAACCAAACAAAAACCAAUAUUCAAUACAAUGGAAAAGAAUCGAAGAAAAAAAAGUGACAACGGAGAAAACAAACAAAACAAAGUAUAUGUGUGUAUGUUAUAUGAAAAUAUAUUGGCAUUCUGAUACAAACAAUUCCAGACAGUUGAGAACAAUCCCAGUAAUGCUAUUAAUUUUUGAUCAACAA